Messenger RNA from Amblyraja radiata (thorny skate), 1799 nucleotides. Its product is annotated as mitochondrial folate transporter/carrier. The transcript is spliced from 7 exons. Bases 104 to 1069 code for a protein of 321 amino acids. Gene Ontology annotation, biological process: nucleotide transport; transmembrane transport. Lineage: Eukaryota; Metazoa; Chordata; Chondrichthyes; Rajiformes; Rajidae. The record is from RefSeq and is a predicted model, not a curated record.
CGUCGUGACGUUGGUGCCGGUUGCCGCCGUAAGCGGCAGUUGGGAAGCAAAGGUCGGGACGGAGCCGCGAGAGAGAUAGAGCGCGGGCGCUGACAGCAGGAGGAUGGCGUCGGGAGUCGGCCAGGCCGCCGAGGCCGAGCUGUCGCAGGCAGCGCCGCCGCCGCCACCGCUGAUCCGCUUUGUGCAGCUGGUCAGGUACGAGAACUUGGUGGCCGGCAUCAGCGGCGGAGUGGUGUCAACCCUGGCGCUGCACCCGCUCGACCUCAUCAAGAUCAGGUUCGCAGUGAGUGAUGGUCUGCAUACGAGGCCAAAAUACAAUGGAAUUUUACAUUGUAUCAAGAGCAUUUGGAAAGUUGAUGGAAUUCAAGGGCUUUACCAAGGAGUUACCCCCAAUGCCUGGGGCGCAGGAUUGUCUUGGGGAUUAUACUUCUUCUUUUAUAAUGCCAUCAAGGCAUACAAGCAAGAUGGGAUUCCAACACUCAGCGCUACUCAGCACCUCGUCUCAGCUGCUGAAGCUGGUGCGAUGACUCUUUGCAUUACAAAUCCAAUUUGGGUGACUAAGACACGAUUGGUUCUGCAAUAUAAUGCAACUACUGAUCCAUCAAAGAGAGCAUACAAAGGCAUGUUUCAUGCCCUUUUGAAAAUAUAUCAGAAUGAAGGUAUUCGUGGGCUUUACAAGGGAUUUGUGCCGGGACUUUUUGGGACCUCACAUGGUGCUCUCCAAUUCAUGGCUUAUGAGGAGCUGAAGAAAGAAUACAAUAAUCACAGGAAUAUGGCAGCAGGUGCAAAACUGAACACCUUAGAAUACAUAACCAUGGCUGCAUUGUCCAAAGUAUUUGCUGUGACAACAACCUAUCCAUAUCAAGUGAUACGUGCUCGGCUGCAGGAUCAACAUACCCGGUAUUCUGGAGUAACUAAUGCUAUAUGGAGAACGUGGAGGAAUGAAGGCAUUCAUGGAUUUUACAAAGGAAUUCUUCCAAACGUGUUCAAAGUGACACCUGCAUGCUGCAUUACAUUUCUAGUGUAUGAAAAUGUUUUACAAUUUCUAUUUGGUUUACAACAACAGUGAACCAAGAACUAUUGUCAGAACUUGAAUAAUGGUGUCGCAUUGUUUCACAGAACUAAAUGGUGGUCAUGAGGAGAACGUCAAGUGUUCUCUUAUAACUAUUUAAAGCAUCCCUAGUUGUUCCAAUAGUAUUUCAGCACUACUGUUAAAAUAUUAUUUAUUUAACAAUAAAAAAAUUUGGAAUGCUUGUAAAUAAAAUUAUAAGUGCAAUUCUAAAUGUGUAAAAAUUAUAAUGAUAAGGCCAAAGAAAAAUGUUUAAUAUUUAAUACUGAUGAAAUCAUUGUAUUGACAUUAUAAUCAGCAAGUGAAUGUUAACAAGUAGCGUCAAACUGAAUUGAUAAAAACAACGGUUUUAUAUUCCUGCAAUAAUAUUUUGUAAUAAAAUACAUUUUUGUACAAUUUGUUACUUAAUGGAGAUAAAGUAUCAAAGUAAUUUGAAUAGUAAAAUUUGGUUUUACUUUAAAGGAAAUAUAGGCAUCUUGUUUUACGUGUUUAAUUUCCACAUUUUUAGAAUAACGAGUUAAUUUCUCAUUUCUACCAUUUGUGCACUUUUUGAUAAUGCUUUGCUUCUCAAGAUUGAAGCUUCAUUGUCAUCUCUGUUUAUUGCAAAGAAAUGAGUUAAGUAGCACUUUGGGAUGGAUUUUUAAAAAUAUAUUGCAUGAAUAUUUUCAAAUCAGAAUGUUUUAAGAUAUCGGGUAAAGAUCAAUUGGAAUAAAUUUGAACAGUUCACACC